AUGGCAGACGAAGCCAACAGAACUGCUUUUUUAGAGCUUCAAGGUCGCAUGAUUGAGACCACCUCAAAAUUCAAGCAGGUCCAGAACCAGAUACGAACCAAGGAGGGAGAAAAGAAGCGUGCUUUCUUAACCUUGGAGGAGCUGCGGCAAGUUCCUGACGAUACAAAUACAUACAAAUCUAUAGGGAGAACGUUUGUCUUGGAGCCAAAGUCAGUUUUAAUGAGUGAACAAGAGAAGAAACUCAAGGAUAGUGAGACUGCAAUAUCCUCACUACAGACCUCAAAGGAAUACUUGGAAAAGCAGAUGUCAGAGGUUGAGAACAACCUGAGGGAACUUCUGCAGCAAGAUCCAGGUCUUGCUCGUCAGAUAAUGUCCAUGAGUGUAAUGUAA
Messenger RNA from Dovyalis caffra, 390 nucleotides. The record is from the annotation of a GenBank genome assembly. NCBI's taxonomy places the organism in Eukaryota, Viridiplantae, Streptophyta, Magnoliopsida, Malpighiales, Salicaceae.